UCUCUGAUAGAUAGGACCUAUAAAAGAAUGUUUUAUUUUGUUUAAACUAAUUUAAAUUCAAGUUUGUUUCAGAAAUUUCUACAAGACUACUAGGAAGAUACAAAGUAUUUACAGAUACAUGUAAAGAAGAAUUUCGCGAUGCACAACACUGAAGAUAUCAUUUUAUAAAAUACCCAUUCUCUCUGUCUCUUCAUUAUGUUUAAAUAUAUGGUAGUUAGAACCCAUGAGAGCUCUGUAUUAGGUAGAAUAUAGAGGGUGUUUUGAAAUUCGUAGGUACAACAAUUUUAAGCUGCUUUCGAUGCUUCCAAUGCUUUCAAUGCUUCCAAUGCUUUCAAUGCUUGUAGUUAGAUUUGUAUUAAGUGCGUGCGUAAUUAUGGGUGCUAUGUGAAUGAUGAAGAAAAUUAGUAUAAUUCUCCAUGAUGCGCAUUUUACUUCUUUUUAAACACUUUUAAGCGUCAAAUAUUCUUCAUUUCUUUGACAGCAAAGAUGUAUAAAGAAUAUACUGUCUCUUAAAGAAAUAUAAUUUAAUUUAAGAUUUAAUUUGUCUUUUACCUUUAGCUGUCGAAAUCGGUUUAGCUUCGCAACGACCGAAGGAUCGAACGUUUCGCAAACGCAUACGAAAAGUAGAAUUUGCUGUAAUUUCUUCUAUUCAAAAUUAGUAAAUUUUUGCGUAAAAGGAGGGUGGAUGGGAUCGUAGAUAGGGUGGGUCUCCACUCGCAGCAACCUCCACGUGGUGAGACCUGGAAACUUAGUAUUAUUUCAUAUACAAUUGCUAACUGUAUCAUGGUAUAUGAUAGAAUUAUGAAUUGUAUUAUAAAUAAUAUUAUGAGCUGAUUGGCUGUGAUCGCUAUUGUAUCAUCAUGGAACACUUGUUAGAUAGCUUCAUCGAUUUCUGCAUAAUCAUGGAUUCGCAUUGUAGUUGUGUUGUUUACAAUCUCUUAACACACAAUAAAGUUUAAUCUUAAUUUCAAGCAUAAUCAACGUUGUAACUUUCUUUUGUGAAUCAUUCAACAAUUCAUUAGAUCGUCUGCGUUUAUGCGUGUAACGAACAAAGAUCUUCUCAUGGCUACUGGCCUUUAUCGUUUUCCAUUCGAUUGGGAUUAAAUCGAGGUUGAAAAGCGACUUGACAUGCAGUAAUUCCUAUGUUCCCCUGAGCAAAUCGUAGAUGGCGUAAGAAACAAGUCCGGUCUUUUUCGAAGUCGGUAUUUCAGAACCCGUGAGACGUAAAUUCUCAUUUCGCCAAAUGUCGCGUAUAUCCUUUGUGUCGAUGAUACGAUCCACUAAUUUGCCGAUCUACUGUUAAAAACUGUUAGAAUGUUGGUAAAAAGUAGGCAAUAAGUACGAGCCGUGAAAAAGUAAAUAUCGCUAGUAUUGAUUUGUUUGUUAGUUAGAAAGCGGUAGCUUGAGAGGCAUCGAGUUAUCGCAUUGCCGAACAGAAAUUCUCCUCUUACAUAACGACUGUUUUAAUACAUAAAUUUUCGAUAUCUAUCAAGGCGUUCCUUGACGAAAGUCCCUAUGACUUCGCGAUCGACAGAUCUAAUACAAUUACGAGGUGUUUCCAAGAAGAAGAUUCUAGUAUAAGGAUUCAGAAAUACGUGUCAAGAAUUUCUUCUUUAACCAACGAUACUUUGACUCGAACGAGUUACAUAAAUUGAUUACACACAAUUACUAGAUAAACUCUUUCAUACAAGAUAGUAGAAAUGCCCGGAAUGGAGAAUGUGACCAAUUUCGGUCUUCGAGUGGAGAAAUUCAAGAAAGAUUUCCUCAAGCAUUACCAGGCCAAGUUUCCAAACCUGUUCCGUAUUUGUUUUGAUCCGAUAGGCACUCAUAAGAAAUCGCGUGCCUUUAUCGGUUUCUUGCUCGGAUUUUUUAUGGCUGCUCUUCUAUACGAAUGCAUUAUCGUCGACCUGCAGUUCGAAGCGUAUACCAGCGUGUGCCUUGGUGGUAUUUUGAUUACGAUGCUGUCAAUUGGAUGUGCCUUGUCGAUUCAGGUGAGGUGUAUUUCCAUUUUGACGAUACCAGCGUUUUUUGGCCGAGCAGGUCGAAGUAUGUUGAGAGCACUGAUUUUUGGAUACAUCAUUGCCGGACCAUUGUUUAAUUUAGUGUAUAACGCUAAGGAGGUGGUAAGAACAUUCGGCUGCACUACACAGUUGACGUACAACCUUACCAAGACAAGAUUUGAUUUAAUGUUCAAACCAUUUCAACAGGCGAUCCUUGCUAUGAAAGCGGAUGCAAAUGAGAUAAAAGACACGCUUUCUUCGGUGAGGGACUUAAUGAGCCCGAUUGUCGAAGAAGUGGAGGGAGAGGAAGAAAUGUUGCGAUUAAAGGAGGAAAACGAUUAUUUGGACGAGUUGCAAGGUGAUACAAAAAGAAGCAAGGAAAUCGAACAGAAGCAUGAGAAAAAAAUUGAAGAAGCCAAAUCAGAUGCAGAAAUAUUUGAAGCUAAAUAUAAGAAAAAAAUCGAAGCUCGAUGCGAGGAGCAACUUAGUCGAGGUGCGGGAAGAUGUAGGGACAUGUUCGGUAAUGCUUAUGACAAGUGUUACGAAGCAGUGAGCGUAUUUGCUGCUUGGCUGCUGUGUUGGCCGAUGAAACUCACUUUCGUCUGUAAUCUGGUUCAAGCACUGGGUGGUUCUAGUAUCUGUGAUCCUGAAGGAAAGGUUGAUAGUGGCAUCGGCGAGGGAUACAUCGCUUUGAAAGGUGCUCGGGACGAAUUCAGCCGAAGCUUAAAGGACGCGAAGCUGCAAUACAAAGUGAGGAAGCCGCCAGUGAUUUUGGAUCUUCAAGAUUCAGAGUAUGCUGCCAGAGCGGUAAUACACGAAUUCACAGUGCGAAGAAGAUUGUUCCAGUCCGUGAUGACCAUCGUAAAAAGAUGCUUGUCCUUCGUGUUUCUAAAAAUCAUUCUCGACGCUCAGAGAUACCACGACGAAUAUUUGAAUGAUAUUGAGUUCGACAAUAUAUAUGUGUCGCCCUAUUUCCGCAAGAUAGACGCAAGAAGAAGAGCACGCGGUAGUAUGACUCUGUUGCCGUUCAAGAAAAUCGAGAGGAGAAAGUUUGUUGACCCUUACAGUGUGAAACCGAGCAAAACCGAAAGGUCUCAUUUGACUGGACAGACAGUUAAAUUGCUUCUCGAGCUCAUCACGGCCAGUGUUUUCGUAAUUUUGGAUUGGUUAUUUUAUGAAGUGUUAGAUUUAAUCAGGAGGCACGCUUAUAUGGAGUACGCUCAGGCAGGCCACCACGACCUAAGUUUGGAAAUUCGAGGAACGGGGGUGAUCGCAUCAUUGAUCAGAAACGCGAUUCGCGGUUUCAACGUGAAGAAACGAAUCAAAACCGUGGUUUCGAACAGCGCGUGCCUUCCUCGACCUACGAAACUACCCGCUUACGUAAUCGUCAAGAUCUACGGUACCUUCAUAGCAGUUUUCCUCCUGAUCUUCGCGUCCAUCUACACUGAGAGAUUACGUCGUGGCAUUUGCUCGUUCUUUUAUCGAAGAAGAGAAAAGAGACGAGUAUUGUACCUCUAUAACGAGAGUUUACGGCGCAGACUCUCGUACGCCAAGUUCAUGAAGGCUAAGGUAAAGAAUAUGGUGAGAACGCGUCAUUUGGAGAACGAGGUGAAUUUCUGGUUGGCCGUGAGACUUAAAUGGCCGGAUCGUUUUGGAUGGCUCAAGUACUUCGCCUGUGCCAGAGAAAGAUGUUUAAUCUGCGGCGAUCCGGAGCCUAGAAAAGGGCCAAAGUACCGAGCAUGCACCACUCCAGGCUGCCCCUUCUUGCAUUGCGCUGAAUGCUGGAGAGACAUAGGAAAGAUUUGCUAUGCUUGCACUGAGUUUUCCGAUACUGAAACGGAAGAGUACGACACCCAACGCAGUGACUUUUAGUUCAGUCAACUCGCUGUCGACCAAGCGAUGGAAUAAUUCGUACAAGUUGCCUAAACGCAACAUUAUUGAUAAACACAGUAACUCAUAACAUGUUUGAAAAAAUCCUUGCGACUCACUUUUAUAAUCACAAUGUUGAAAUACAAUGAUGUAAGCUAAGCAACAAAAAUUGCAAAUGAAAUGCUGAGUUAAUGCAUCGUUGAUCUUUAAAGAAUCUAAAAAGAAGAAGAAGACUUGUUGAAGAUUUAUAACUGAAGACGUUAAUUAAUAAGCUUAAUUAUUGAAUUAUAUUAUAUGAAUGGUGGUGCUGUAAUUAUAACCAUUCUUUAUUUAUGUACUAUGCUACUAAUUAUUGAAUAUGAAUACAUUAAUUCCUGAUUUAUGUCUUUUGGUAGCCAUUUAAAUGAUUAAGCCAGUAGAAUUUAAAACAAGGAAACUUAAAUUUAUGCCAAAUCGAUUAAUUUUAUUCCAAUGUUUAACAUACGAUUGGAGAUUACGUAUUCUUUUGAAGAAAGUACAUAUGAUAGGAUCAAUAUUACGCCUCGAGGUACCAAUGAUACUAAUCAAGAUUGUAGGUAGUAGUGGCUAGAAACAUUUUUCGGGAAACUAUGAUAUCAUCAGAGAUGGUAAGGCCAUCUCUACGUAUAGAUCUCACGUAACAAACUCGACAAGAAGUCUCAGAUUUCAUGAGGAAGAAACGAGAACUUAAACCGUGCAUUUACUAUGUUGGAUUUAUGAGGACUGUGAUGCUCGAAUGGAAUACAAAACAUUCAAGAGCACAAAGUAGGAUCAUUCCUAGUUUUAUAAUACAAUGGUAUUAUCCGAGGAAUCUCGCAUCUCCAUUAAAUUUCCACGAAGCCAACGAUGUAUCAAGGUAACGUUAACAUAAGUAUAAUGAGUUGCAGACGCGGAACGAUUUACGUCUGUUUCACAUAAUUCAAGGAAAGAUUGCGAUUGUGCGACGAAUCUACUUGAAUACGACAUGAGGUCUCGCAAAUUGGUUAAAUUCCGUUCACAUACACGAAGAGGCAAGAUACUGUAUGUUGUUAUAAAGAGAAUUUAACGAUGAUUGCUAUAAUUGCUAGUACUGUACAAAAAACAAAGUACAUAAUACGUAUACUGUUCUUAUUAGUUAAAAUGUUGUAUCCAUGAUUUCGUAAUUGAAGGAAACUCGAGUUCUACUCAUUUUCUUUGUAGCAUUUUAACUUAUGUAAGAAGGAUAAUUUUAUUAUUUCAUCGUUUCACUGUUUUACUGCUUCAUCAGUUUGUUAUUCCAUUACUCUGCCAUUUUAUUACUUUAUCAUUUGAAGAGCACUCGAGGGGAACGCGACAAACUAGGGUUAUGGUUCCUGGAAAAGGAAUAGCUUGUUAGAUUCGGAAAUAUAAGCUUCCUGAGUGCAGGUGACAGACCUACGAAAUUUUAUGAACAAUUUUUUAAUGUUCAAUAGGGUGUAAAAAUACGUAUUUAAUUUUGCAAGCAAAUAAGAGGGCAAUUUUAAUAACAUGGAAUUGAUUAUGGAAUUUUACAAUUGUUCAUCAUGUUUCCUGCCUAUGGUCUUUGAUUUACAAUUUUCCUAUUUUACUAUUUUCUCAUCUUAUAACUCUACUGUUUUAUAAUUUUACUGUUUCUCUAUAUUACUAUUCUAUGAUUCUAUUAUUCUGCCAUUUCUUCGUUUUACCGUACUAUUUUCAAAAUUUGUAGGAAACUCUGGUAUUUCAACAUUUUCAUACGGAUGACGCACAAGAGGCACAAUAGAGGUACCGGUCAGCUGUUGCAAGCUAAAAUCGAAUUUCAUCCACGUUAACAAGAAUUGCUCGGUUCUUCGAACAUCGCGGCGCGCAAGAAAAUGAUCUUUCCGUGUGCAUUUUUCCUAAGG
Molecule: messenger RNA, 5746 nt
Organism: Bombus pyrosoma
Lineage: Eukaryota; Metazoa; Arthropoda; Insecta; Hymenoptera; Apidae
Product: protein sneaky-like
Exons: 6
Coding region: 1701-3872 (723 amino acids)
Cellular component (GO): membrane
Source: RefSeq, a predicted model, not a curated record